Scaptodrosophila lebanonensis is the source of this 1859-nucleotide messenger RNA. RefSeq names its product caspase-8. The coding region runs from base 158 to 1741 and encodes 527 amino acids. Gene Ontology annotation, cellular component: cytoplasm. Gene Ontology annotation, biological process: proteolysis; execution phase of apoptosis; apoptotic process. The transcript is spliced from 5 exons. The record is from RefSeq and is a predicted model, not a curated record. NCBI's taxonomy places the organism in Eukaryota, Metazoa, Arthropoda, Insecta, Diptera, Drosophilidae.
AUUCCGAUUAACUGCGUUUAACACGAAGGCAGUAUUCCGUAAUUGAUAUUAGCUCAUCGGCGUGCACUUUCGUUAUAAGUUUAUAUUUUGUCAUUUUUGUUGCACUUCCGUGAAAUAGCUGUGUGUAAAAUUAUUUUGGUGACUCCCCAAUUUACACAUGACAAUGUCUACACGAAACGGCAUUCAACAUAUGGAUACAAUUGAUGUGGAAGACUUACCGUACAUAGAACGUGAUUUAAACUUUGCACAGAAGGUAUCGUUGGCGUUUCUGCUUUAUGGCGACCAGCAUUCCAAUGCAGAAUAUGUUUUACAAAAGCUACUGACACUAGCCCGUGCUAAUAGCAUCAGUGGUCCACAGCAUCACCAAAAUAGCGACUUAUUGCGUCAAUAUGCUCACACUAACCAGAAGAAUUGGCGUGCCCAUCUCAUUGAAGCGCUUACGAUCAUUAAUGCACGCCGAGUACUGCGCAAACUGGGAUUCCAAUGGCAAGAGCUGCGCCUCCAUUACUUGCCCCAUAUACAUGAGGUGACGCUGCACGUUCAUCCGCUGCUGAAAGCGCUCUACAUCGUCUGCGAACAGCUGACUUUGGCUCAAAGUAGCCGCCUGGUGUUGAGCAUAAGCGACAUGCAGACAAGAAUAAAUGCACAGCAACAGGGUCCAGAGAGCGCAAGUGCUAACGAUCGAUUGCUCAUCUACGACUUUGCUUACUUAGAAAUCUUUCUGCUUCAUUGGCUGACACGACGUAUCAUCAAGCUAGGAGACAUCAAUGCCGAGGGAAGCGACAUGCAAAUACUCAUUGAGUAUUUUAAAUUUAACAACUUGGAAUCUCUGUCCAGUUUGCUCAUCCAGACCAUCAAUAGUAAUGCCACUUCCGCCGCCAAUGAAGUUCCAACCCAGACUUUACCGUCACAAGUCCCAGCAAAAUGUGAAGAGGAUGCAGCAACGCCAACAUCGCCAACACCCACAGUAAUGGAUACAGCAAGCAGGCAUUUAUCAGUACGCCGUCGGGAAAAAGGUUUUAACAUCAGCCGGAAGAAUGCCGGCAUCGUGCUCAUCAUCAAUCAGCAAUCUUUUCACACCAAUGUCGCCGAAGGCUUGCAGAAUCUGCUACCUACAAAAAAUUUGGAACCACGCCUGGGCACCGAUAAGGACAAGGAGCGCUUAAAAAAGGUAUUCUCUGCCUUGGGCUAUAUGGUGGAGGCGCACGAUAAUCUCAAUCAUCUGCAGAUGCUCCAACACAUUCGUGAUGCGUGUGCGCGUUCUUGUCAUCGCGACUCGCUCAUAGUUUGCAUUUUAUCGCAUGGGUUUGAAGGCGCCGUCUAUGGACACGACAGCAUAGCCCUAAAGAUAAGCGAGAUCGAGAAUGUGCUCUGCUCAAACGAAAAUUUAAGCGAGAAACCGAAAGUGCUGAUCAUACAGGCAUGCCAACAGAAUGAUAUGGACAAUAAAACGCUCACUAUAAAUGCCACAAUAAAGUGUCCGAAGAAUCGAAAGAAUCUUCUGAAGGCCAUGUCUACGGUUCAAGGGUUUGUUGCUUUGCGUCACACCUCAGAAGGAAGUUGGUUCAUCCAGUCGCUGUGCGAUGCCAUCGAGCAGUACGCUGAGAGCGAGCAUAUGCUGGACAUACUGACUCAUGUCAUUUGCCAUGUGAGCAAGAAACGCGGCAACAAAAAUCAAGUGAUGAUGCCCCAAAUAGAGUCUACGUUAUCACAAUAUUUCUACUUGCCCAACGUUAACUGAAACUGAUUUGAGAGUUUAACUGGAGAAGUGAUCGGUUUUGGAGUGUAAAAAAUUCCAUUUUAGUUUAAUAAAAAUAUUUAUUAAUUCAACAUUCGACAUUGUUGAUAUGCGCUAAACA